Molecule: messenger RNA, 1107 nt
Organism: Eruca vesicaria subsp. sativa (arugula)
Lineage: Eukaryota; Viridiplantae; Streptophyta; Magnoliopsida; Brassicales; Brassicaceae
Source: the annotation of a GenBank genome assembly
AUGGAGAGCGACUCAGUGAUGGUUCCGUUUCCUCUGUUACCGAUGCCGAUAGAAUCAAACUACAGAGCGUGCACCAUUCCGUAUCGAUUCCCUUCUGAUAACCCCAGGAAGGCUACUCCCACUGAGAUCUCUUGGAUCGAUCUCUUCUUCAACUCCAUCCCUUCCUUCAAGGAGCGUGCAGAGAGCGAUACAUCUGUUCCAGAUGCUCCUGUUCGAGCUGAAAAGUUUGCACAAAGGUAUGCUGAGAUUCUUGAGGACUUGAAGAAAGAUCCGGAGAGCCAUGGUGGACCACCAGAUUGCAUUCUUCUAUGUAGAAUCCGUGAGCUCAUACUCAGAGAAUUGGGAUUUAGAGACAUUUUCAAGAAAGUUAAGGAUGAGGAGAAUGCCAAGGCUAUAACACUGUUUCCUGAAGUUGUCCGUCUGAGUGAUGCUAUUGAAGAUGAAGGAAAGCGCCUAGAGAGUCUGGUAAGAGGCAUCUUCGCUGGCAACAUCUUUGAUCUCGGUUCUGCACAGCUUGCCGAGGUAUUCUCAAAGGAUGGAAUGUCAUUCUUGGCUAGCUGUCAAAACUUGGUUCCACGGCCAUGGGUCAUUGAUGACUUGGACAACUUUCAAGCUAGAUGGGUCAAGAAGCCCUGGAAGAAGGCUGUGAUAUUCGUCGAUAACUCUGGUGCAGACAUAAUUUUGGGUAUUUUACCGUUUGCUAGAGAAAUGCUCCGUCAAGGAAUGCAGGUGGUGCUGGCUGCUAAUGAGCUUCCAUCUAUCAAUGACGUCACUUACACCGAGCUUGCAGAGAUCUUGUCAAAGCUUAAGGAUGAAAAUGGACAACUGAUGGGUGUUGAUAUCUCCAAUCUUCUGAUUGCAAAUUCAGGGAAUGACUUACCAGUUAUUGAUCUUGCAAGAGUAUCACAGGAGGUUGCCUACCUUUCAACCGAUGCAGACUUGGUCAUCUUAGAAGGCAUGGGACGUGGAAUAGAGACAAACCUGUAUGCUCAGUUCAAGUGUGAUUCCCUCAAGAUUGGAAUGGUGAAGCAUCCAGAGGUAGCACAGUUUCUCGGAGGACGGCUUUAUGACUGCGUCAUCAAAUACAAUGAAGUUCAGCAGAGCUGA